AUGUCUGGGUUUGAAAUCGCUGGUGUGGUGCUUGGAUUGUUUCCAAUUGUCUGCGAUGCUGCUAAAGACUUGAGAGGGGUUGUGAAGGAUGCUCAGUCCUGGUGGCAGUUCCAGACCUCGUUUGACGACUUCAUCGCACGACUUUACACAGAGCGUGUAUACUUCGAUCAGGCCAUUGUUGCUCUGUUGGAUCCGCUUCAGGAGCUUUCAAAUCAGGAUCUGGAAGUUCUUCGAUACAACACGAAUCCGAGCCUCUGGCAUGAUCUCCGCAUUCAGGCAAUGCUCGCCAACAGGAUUGACCCCUCUCAUCUUUCAUGGUUCAUGAGACAAUUAAAGGAUAUCAUCGACGCCUUGAAGGAGCUAAGUAAUAUGCUGCCGUUUGAAAGGGUAAGAGUUCCAUCCAUGAAAGGUGGAAAACUGUUAACGGAGUGA
Messenger RNA from Fusarium graminearum PH-1, 432 nucleotides. RefSeq lists its product as uncharacterized. The transcript has a single exon. The coding region runs from base 1 to 432 and encodes 143 amino acids. NCBI's taxonomy places the organism in Eukaryota, Fungi, Ascomycota, Sordariomycetes, Hypocreales, Nectriaceae. The record is from RefSeq and is a predicted model, not a curated record.